CGCAGCUGCGAGCAGCAGGCGUGCUAGCUUAGCAAGAUGGCGGUGGCGGUGCGGACUCUGCAGGACCAGCUGGAGAAGGCGAAGGAGAGCCUGAAGAGCGUGGACGAAAAUAUACGGAAACUGACCGGCAGAGACCCGAAUGAGUUACGACCCGGUCAGACCAGGCGUUUGUCCCUCACAGGCCCAGGUGGAGGUAGAGGGCGAGGCAUCAAUCUGCUGAGGCGUGGACUCUCCGAUGGCGGUGGAGGACCCCCAGCCAAACAGAGGGAUAUCGAAGGGGCACUCUUGAGGCUGGCGGGGGAUCAGCGAGCCAGGAGAGAUUCACGGCAUGACAGCGACGCUGAGGAUGAUGACGAUGUCAAAAAACCAGCGUUGCAGUCAUCAGUAGUAGCUACCUCCAAAGAGCGAACGCGCCGAGAUCUUAUUCAAGAUCAGACGAUGGAUGAGAAGGGCAAACAAAGAAAUCGGCGCAUGUUUGGCCUGUUGAUGGGAACGCUGCAGAAGUUUAAGCAGGAGUCUACUGUGUCCACAGAGAGGCUGAAAAGACGGCAAGAAAUUGAGCAGAAACUGGAAGUCCAGGCAGAACAAGAGCGCAAGAAGGUGGAGAGUGAGAGACGCGAGCUGUUCGAGGAGAGACGUGCCAAGCAGACAGAGCUGAGGCUUCUGGAGCAUAAAGUGGAGCUGGCACAGCUGCAAGAAGAGUGGAACGCACACAAUGCCAAGAUUAUAAAGUUCAUUCGAACCAAGACCAAGCCACCCAUCUUCUAUCUGCCUGGUCGCAUGUGCUCAGCCACCCAGAAGCUCCUGGAGGAGUCUCAGAAAAAAAUGAACACUCUAUUUGAGGAGAGACGUGAAGCUUUUGCCGAGCAUUUGAACAAGAUGGAGGCUCGGCCGAGGCGUCAGCCCCAGCGGGCUGCAGAGAGGGGGACGGAGGACGGCGGGCGGGCUGAAGAGCCGAAGAAGGAAGAUGGAGAGGAGGAGGGUAAGCAGAGAGUAAGGCUGACAGGUAACCGACACGAUGUAGAGAUGGAGGAGGAGGAGGAUGAGGAAGAGGCAGGAGAGGAGGAAGGAGAGGAGAGGGAGGAGCGAGAGGAGGUUAGGGAGAUGGAGAUUGAGGGGGAGCAGCAGCAGCAGCAGAAGGAGGAGGAAGAAGAGGAAGUGAAGGAGAAAGAGGAGGAGGAGGGCAAGGCAGAAGGAGAUGAGGAGGAACAGGAAGAAAUGGCAGUAGUGGAGGAGAAAGAGCCUAAAGAGGUAGAGGAGAAGAUGGAGGUUACAGCAGAGGUGAAGGAGUCUGAGGGCCAGGCAGUGCAGAGCCAGCAGCAGGAGAAAAGUCCAGAAGUAGCUGUAGCUGAGGUAGGUACUGACAAUAGGGAGGAAGAGGAAGAUGCAGGAAAGGGAGCUCGUCAGGAAAGUGUUGCCGAGUCCCAGGAAACCUCCGAAAACGUCAUGGAAGUCCAGGCAGGGUCUGAAGAACCUCCAGUGGGAGCCUCUGAACCGUCUGCACCUUCUGCAAUGGAGCCAUGCACCACAGAGGCAGAUGGUGCUCUGGAGCUCCAAAAGAGGCCAGAAGAAGACGCUCCUUCUCAAGAGGAGAUCCCCGAGCCACCUGCCCAGCCUCAGGAACCCAAGGCAGGCCCUAAGGAGGCCGAGGAAGCUGAGGAAGAAGGCGAAGAUUCCCGCGGCCGCAGCAAAGCCAGGCCCAAACAGAGUCGAAGCCGGAGCAGCUCCAGUUCCUCUAGCAGCUCCUCGUCCUCCUCCAGCUCCAGCGGGUCCAGCUCGUCCUCCAGCGGCUCCAGCAGCCGCAGCAGCUCCUCGGCCUCGUCUUCCUCGUCCUCCAGCUCGCGCAGCCGCAGCCGCGACAGGGACGGGGGGCACGCGAGGCGCCGCAGGAAUUCAGACCGCGAGCGCAAGAAGAGCGGCAGCGAGAGGGGGCACAAGUCGUCCAAAAGCAGCGGCGGGCGAGAGGGCAAAGGGUCCAAGGACAAGAGCUCCAAAUCGGACAGGAAAAGGAGGAGCUCGGAGGGAAGCAGGUCAGGAAAGAGGUCGUCUCGCAGUGACCGGGACCGCAAGUCUGAUAGAAAGGAAAAGAGGCGCUAGCUUGAAAGAAAGCAUGUCUGUUUUUCUUUUCUCCAGGCCAGUUCGGUUAUAUCAGCAGAGCUGUAUGUACGGUGGGGAGGGCAGUACGUUUUUGGGGGUAAAAUUGCCUUAAACUGGCUUUUCCUGAUUCCCAACAAUCCUAAGUGUUUUUAAAAUUAAGUACAGUCUGUUUCUUUUUUUUUUUAUCAAAAACUCCUGUCUAUUAUUUCUUUUUUCUCUGGUCUCCUCUGCUUUCACUCAUAAUUUUAAAUUUUCUACCGCCUGGUUUUAAGUAAUGCUCCACGCUAAAUAUCUUUUCAACCCCCCCGUUAUCUGUCUAACCUUCUCCCGGACUGAUGGACGAGCUGAGACGUGUCUCUAAUACUGAACGUACAUAUUUUGGCUUCGGUAUGGCCUGUUUGUCGCUGUUGUAGAGUAGUAAGUCUUUCUUUCCCCGUUUCCUUUUCUUGCGUAGUCGUGCAGUGCAGAUGUACUUUUAGCUUUCUGCAAAUGCUGGACGUCCACUUUGGCAGGUAAAGUGGAACGGUCCUGUUUUUGGAGAGAGCCGCAGACUUUUUGUAUAAAUGAAGCUUAAACAUCACUUGUUGGGGAGAAUUCAAUAAAAAAGUGAACGAAAU
This is a messenger RNA of Colossoma macropomum (tambaqui), 2714 nucleotides long. RefSeq names its product pinin, desmosome associated protein (gene pnn). The coding region runs from base 37 to 2097 and encodes 686 amino acids. Gene Ontology annotation, cellular component: catalytic step 2 spliceosome. The transcript is spliced from 9 exons. Lineage: Eukaryota; Metazoa; Chordata; Actinopteri; Characiformes; Serrasalmidae. The record is from RefSeq and is a predicted model, not a curated record.